CGUAGAGUCAUGGAGGGGAGAUGCGUCGUUAUAAAUAUCCUCUCUUCAUCGCGAGUGUACUCGGGAUCAGCACACAACUCAUCAAUUACAAUUGUUUCAAUCCAUCAAUCAUUCACAAUGUACUAUAGCCGAGGCAACUAUGAAGCCUUUGCUCGACCUGUCAAGCCCGAGGGAAUCGAGGAGAAAUCGGCGUGGAUUGUCGGAUCCGGCCUGGCCGGCCUCUCCACUGCCGCAUUUCUGAUCCGAGACGCCCAGAUGCCUGGCAAAAACAUCACCAUCUUCGAGGAAUUGGCCAUCCCCGGCGGCGCCCUGGAUGGAAUUGAAGAACCCGAAAAAGGAUUCGUCAUCCGGGGCGGCCGGGAGAUGGAAUCGCACUUCGAAUGUCUCUGGGACCUGUUUCGCUCCAUUCCCUCCAUCGAAGAGAAGGAUGCCAGCGUCUUGGAUGAGUUUUAUUGGCUCAACAAGCGAGAUCCCAACUACUCCCUGCAGAGAGCUACUAUCAAGCGCGGCCAGGAUGCCGAAACCGGAACGGCCUUCACGUUGACCGAGAAGGCGCAAAAGGAAAUGAUCAAACUGUUCCUCGCCACGAGAGAAGACGUCGAGAACAAGCGCAUUGAUCAGGUUUUUACCGAAGACUUCUUCAAGAGCAACUUUUGGCUGUACUGGCAGACCAUGUUUGCCUUCCAGACCUGGCACUCGGCGCUGGAGAUGAAGCUGUACCUCCACCGAUUCGUCAACCACAUCCAUGGCAUGCCCGAUUUCUCAACCCUCAAAUUCACAAGGUACAACCAGUACGAGUCCUUAGUUCUUCCUCUUCACAAGUGGCUGGAGGAUCAUGGCGUCGUGUUUCAGUUUAGCACCGAGAUUGAGGAUGUCGAUUUUGACAUCACGGGCGACGACAAGCAGGCCACGCGUAUUCACGGAAUCAAGGCGGGCAAGAAGUUUGACAAGGAUCUGGGAGUCAAUGAUCUACUAUUCAUGACCAUUGGAUCUUUGACCGAAAAUUCUGGCUUGGGAGAUCAGAAUACGGCUGCAGCGCUUCACGAAGGCGACGCACCGGCGUGGGAUCUAUGGCGCCGCAUCUCAUCCAAGCACGACGAGUUUGGACAUCCGGAUGUCUUUGGCGGCAACAUACCCGCGACGAAAUGGCAGUCGGCUACAGUGACCACUCUGGACAAGCGCAUCCCCGAGUAUAUCCAGAAAAUCUGCAAGCGAGACCCGUUCAGCGGCAAGGUGGUGACGGGCGGUAUCGUCACAGUCCGCGAUUCGGCCUGGUUGAUGAGCUGGACUGUCAACCGCCAACCUCAUUUCAAGAACCAGCCAAAGGACCAAAUUAUCGUGUGGGUGUAUGGCCUACUCGUUGAGCAGCCUGGCGACUACGUCAAGAAGCCGAUGCAAGAGUGUACUGGGCAGGAGAUCACCCAGGAGUGGCUCUAUCAUAUGGGAGUUCCUGAGUCGGACAUCCCAAUCCUCGCCGCAGAGGCAGCCAAGUGCGUCCCCGUCAUGAUGCCGUACGUCACGUCUUUCUUCAUGCCUAGAAAGGCAGGCGAUCGACCAGCUGUCGUUCCAGCUGGCUCAAAGAACUUUGCCUUCAUUGGGCAGUUUGCCGAGACCACGCGAGACACCAUCUUCACCACCGAGUACUCGGUCAGAACCGCUAUGGAGUCGGUGUAUCAGCUCGCUGGCGUCGAUCGUGGCGUGCCCGAAGUCUUCGCUUCAACUUACGAUGUGCGGGAUUUGCUCAAAGCCACCUGCCACUUGCGAGACGGAAAGGAGCUUGCCGCGUGGCUGCCGGAACGCAUUCGUCAAUAUUUUAUUCACAAGCUGGAGGAGUCGCAAAUUGGACAGAUGCUGCAUGAGUAUCACCUUGUUUAAGAAUGGAGUAUUUUGUUGGAGCGUAUCAUUUGGAGAGAGAAUUUCCAAGACAGUUGGCUACAGAAAAUGAAUGACCAGCCGGACCAACACGGUUGGGAGUGACGAAGCGGUUCUAUGACCAAGAUUAUUGACAAACAUUUCAUAGCGUCAUUUCUUUAAACGUAUUAAGAAUGGAGUUAUUUUUCUUACCGA
Ilyonectria robusta is the source of this 2067-nucleotide messenger RNA. RefSeq names its product oleate hydratase. NCBI's taxonomy places the organism in Eukaryota, Fungi, Ascomycota, Sordariomycetes, Hypocreales, Nectriaceae. The transcript has a single exon. The record is from RefSeq and is a predicted model, not a curated record. The coding region runs from base 10 to 1875 and encodes 621 amino acids. Gene Ontology annotation, molecular function: oleate hydratase activity; FAD binding. Gene Ontology annotation, biological process: fatty acid metabolic process.